AAUAAGUGAUGACAGUGAUGUAAGCAAGCAGUGGCCGCUGCAGGUUGCAGUUCAUUGUGUUACUGGCAGGCAGGUUGAGGAGUUUGAGGUACCCGGGCUUGCGUUUGGCUUUCUGGAGGAUGACUGCCCGCCCGGAGACGCGGCACAUUUGCAUCUGGAAGCCAACAUGGCAAGGCUGCUGCCGCUGCCGCCCUGCCUCGCCUUCCAGCCAGGAGUGCGCGGCUGUCCUCUAGACUUCUUGCCCGGUGCGCUGGAUCUGAGCAGACAGGGAUUGCAGUAGCACUCACCAAGGGGAGGCAAGCAGCAAGUAGCCAAAUCGGGACGAGGGAGGAGAGGGGGGGGCUUUUUCGCCUUCCCUCCUUUUUUUUUUUUUUUCUCCUUUUUUUUUUUUUUUUUUUUUCCUUCCGUUCUGGAUGCGGAGCCCGUGCUUUGAUGCAGAGCCUGUGGAUGCCACAGCCUGGUAAGGAGAUGACACGCCAGUCUCUGGUCCCUCCUGCCCCUUGAGCCGGGGGCAGGGGCCUGGGGCAGCGCCGCUCCGCUCCUCGCGCACUGCCGGGGUCCCUCCCUCCACCUGAGCAGCAGCAGCAGCGGCCAUGGACAAGCUGCCCCCCUCCAUGCGCAAGAGGCUCUACAGCCUGCCCCAGCAGAUAGGACCCAAGGCGUCGAUCAUGGACGAAGAGGAAGACAGCGACAAGGACACCCGGAGGAAAAGCAUCAGGCUCAAGCCGCUGCCUUCGCCCUCUGCUGGGAGCACCCGGGCGCUCGGGGGAGACCCCGGCAGAGGGGAAGACCCCGGCUUCGUAGAGACGGAGGCGGGCAGCAAAGGUGCCAAGACCAGCACCAACGGGGACUGCCGCCGCUUCAAAGGGAGCCUGUCCUCGCUGACCAGCAGGCACCUCCACGACGCGGCCGAGGAGAAGAGGCUGAUCGGCGGCGAAGGGGAGCCGGCCUCCCCCGGCGAGGACAAGAGCCCCUCCGGCAGCGGGGAGACGCAGGGACUGCCGGCACCCCCGCCGCCAGCUUCCCCCCCGGAGCCCCAGCAGCAGCCCCUCCGGGCUUGCUCCUCUACCUCUAUCAAAGUGGAAGGAGGUGGAGGGUGUGACCAGAUCACCCCAGAUGAGGAGCAGAGGCUGGGCCAAACCGGGUUCAUGCAGAGGCAGUUCGGGGCCAUGCUCCAGCCGGGGGUCAACAAAUUCUCCUUGAGGAUGUUUGGCAGCCAGAAGGCCGUGGAGAGGGAGCAGGAAAGGGUUAAGUCUGCUGGGUUCUGGAUCAUCCACCCCUACAGCGACUUCAGGUUUUAUUGGGAUUUGACCAUGCUGCUGCUGAUGGUAGGGAACCUGAUCAUCAUCCCUGUGGGCAUCACUUUCUUCAAGGAUGAAAACACCACACCGUGGAUUGUCUUCAACGUGGUUUCGGACACGUUCUUCCUCAUCGACCUUGUCCUCAACUUCCGAACAGGCAUUGUGGUGGAGGACAACACAGAGAUCAUCCUAGACCCACAGAGGAUCAAGAUGAAGUACCUGAAGAGCUGGUUUGUGGUGGAUUUUAUCUCCUCCAUCCCCGUUGACUACAUCUUCCUGAUAGUUGAGACCCGCAUCGACUCGGAGGUGUACAAGACAGCCCGGGCACUGCGCAUUGUGCGCUUCACCAAGAUCCUCAGCCUCCUGAGGCUCCUGCGGCUCUCCCGGCUCAUCCGCUACAUUCAUCAGUGGGAGGAGAUCUUCCACAUGACCUACGAUCUGGCCAGUGCAGUUGUGCGGAUUGUGAACCUGAUUGGGAUGAUGCUGCUGCUGUGUCACUGGGAUGGCUGCCUCCAGUUCCUCGUACCUAUGCUGCAGGACUUCCCUGAUGAUUGCUGGGUAUCCCUCAACCGCAUGGUGAAUGACUCCUGGGGGAAGCAGUAUUCCUAUGCGCUGUUCAAGGCAAUGAGUCACAUGCUCUGCAUUGGGUAUGGGCAGCAGGCACCCGUUGGCAUGUCUGAUGUAUGGCUCACUAUGCUGAGCAUGAUUGUCGGUGCCACCUGCUAUGCCAUGUUCAUCGGCCAUGCCACAGCCCUAAUCCAGUCUCUGGACUCCUCACGGCGUCAGUACCAGGAGAAGUACAAGCAAGUGGAGCAGUAUAUGUCCUUCCACAAGCUCCCUGCAGACAUGAGGCAGCGCAUCCAUGAUUACUAUGAGCACCGCUACCAGGGGAAGAUGUUUGAUGAAGAGAGCAUCCUGGGAGAGCUGAGCGAGCCCCUCCGAGAGGAAAUCAUAAACUUCAACUGCCGGAAGCUGGUUGCCUCCAUGCCACUCUUUGCCAACGCAGAUCCCAACUUUGUGACAUCCAUGUUGACCAAGCUGCGGUUUGAGGUAUUCCAGCCUGGGGAUUACAUCAUUCGGGAGGGCACCAUUGGCAAGAAGAUGUACUUCAUCCAGCACGGGGUGGUGAGUGUCCUCACCAAAGGCAACAAGGAGACCAAGCUGGCAGAUGGCUCCUACUUUGGAGAAAUCUGUCUGCUGACUCGCGGCCGGCGCACAGCCAGCGUGCGAGCGGACACCUACUGCCGGCUCUACUCCCUCUCGGUGGACAACUUCAAUGAGGUGCUGGAAGAGUAUCCCAUGAUGCGGCGAGCUUUUGAAACGGUGGCUCUCGACAGGCUGGACAGAAUUGGUAAGAAAAAUUCCAUUCUGCUGCAUAAAGUCCAGCAUGACCUCAAUUCGGGGGUUUUCAACUACCAAGAGAAUGAGAUCAUCCAGCAGAUCGUGCAGCACGACAGGGAGAUGGCACACUGUGCUCACAACGUCCAGGCUGCCGCCGCAGCCGCCGCCGCCGCGUCCACCCCCACCCCCGUCAUUUGGACCCCGCUCAUCCAGGCCCCCCUGCAAGCCGCAGCCGCCACCACUUCCGUUGCUAUCGCCCUGACCCACCACCCGCGCCUCCCGACAGCCAUCUUCCGUCCCCCCGUGUCCGUCUUGGGUUCCCUGGGACAGCAGUCCAGCCAGACCCCAAGACAGCUGAAAAGGCUUCAGUCCCUGAUCCCGUCGACCGGGCCUUCCGCCGUUGGCUCUCCCUCGAGUACCCCGUCCCAGCUGCACACCCCGGGAGCAGAAACACCUUCGUCCUCUUCCUACCACAUCCAGCAGCUCGCUGGGUAUUCGGCCGCUGCCGGCUUGGGGCAGUUCCAGGUGGGAUCCCCUCCCGCGGGCUCUGGGCAGCAGGGACUGAGCGGUGCGUCCUCAGCGGGGCUGAGCCAGCUGCAGCGGGCGCCUUCUGGCUCACCCCUGGGGACGGCUCAGCCCCUGCAGCAGCAGCAGCUGCAGCGGCAGCCCUCCCUUUCCAGCGGCGGAUUCGGGCACUUCCAGCAGGCCGCAGCCAGCUCUCCAUCCACGUCGCUCACCCAGCUCUCAUCCAAUUCCCCCCCCAGCCUCCUCAACCAAUUCCAGCCCGCCACAAGACCGCUGCAGGGGGGACAGUUGCAGCAGCUCUCGGGCAGUGGAACUCUGGGGGGAAUUAAUCACUUCCAGCCCCCUCCUUCUUCCAACUCUCCAUCCUCCAGCCUAAGCCAGCUGGCACAGGCCUCCGGCGGGCCGUCCUCGGGCCUUUGCCAAACACAGCCAAGUGCAUUAGGAUCUUUAACUGGAACGAUAGCCCAGCUCCACCAAGAACGAUCCCCCUUUGCCUCCGCGUCUCCUCUACAGCAGCCUGGCGUCGCCUCUCCCUGUUACACCCCUUCUGGCCUUAGUCCUCCUACUCAGAGCCCAGUGGCAACGAGAACUUUUCAGUGCGGCCCGCUCGGGGCCUCGGGCUCUCACGGCUCUCUGCUCCUGCCUCAGACCGCCAGCCCACCUCCGCAGAUCCUGCAGUCCAAGAGCACGCCACCCGUGCCGCCGGGACGCUUGAACCAGGACAUCAAGUUGAUUUCUGCUUCCCAGCCAUCCUUGCCCCAAGAGCUGGCUCAGACACUGAGCCAAAGUUCUCAUUCCUCUAGAGAAUCUGUUUCCAGCUUCUCUCCUUUUCCCGGAGGAGGGACUGGACUUCUCGGGAAGCCUUGUAGCUCAAUUCCUGGCCGUGUGACUUUACCACGUCAGAUGUCCUCAGGUUCUUUACCGCACCCGCUGGUGUUUGGGGCCGGCGCUGCAGGCACCGCUUCUCUGACUGCUGGUGGGCGGAAAGAGUCCAUAGUGCUCACAGGGGAUCUGGAGCCUGUCAGAUCCAAACUGCCCUCCAAUUUGUGAGGACUCCUUCCGAGAGCUGGUCAUGUCAGCCGUGCAGUUCGGUUCCUGAUUAGACUUUCAUGAAUCAUUUUUUGCCUUUUUUAUUUUUCCCUCUUUCCCCCCCCCUUCCCCCCUCCAUUUCUUUUGUUUAGAUUUAACUGUGAUUAGAAACAAACAAGCAAACAAACAAACAAAAAAAAACACACGGAAAAAUGACAAAAAAAAAGAAGAUAACCAGGUAUUCUUAGAGCUAUAGAUUUUUGGUCACUUGAUUUUAUAGAAUAUUUUAAUACAUGGAACAAAAGGAUACGAGCAAAUUUAAUCCAACGAGGUAACGCACAGACAGGGCAUGUGCCUGAGCUGGAACAUGUGAAUGAUCAGCCAUAGAAGCCACCAAAAAAGGUUUUCCUGUUGAGACAGUGAUCCAAGGUUGACGUGGGCCGUAGAAGGGAACAUGAGGCCGGCCCGUAGCUGGUGUUUUUGGAACAGCUGUUGUUGGCCACCAGCUGUGGGGGGGGAACUCGAUGGCUCAGUGUGUGCAUCGGGAAGUGUCACCUCCUCAGGUCUCUCCUGCGAUCUGCAGGUUGCAGAGGAAGCAAGAAGAGAGGUGAGUUUCAUUCAUGCAGUCCCCUCUAGGAAUAUCAGAUGGGCUGAGUUUCUGUGUGGACUCCAUCUGAAGAAGAUGACCAGGAGAUGGACGGACUUGACUUCAGAUGCUUGUCUCAUUCCGCUGAUGCUCUAAUGUGGGUUGUGGGAGAAGUCCUGUCUCUGCCACCACACCAGGCAGCUGUUCUCAGCAGAACAGCCUCAGCCUCACUCCACGGCUGGAAGCCUGCAUGCUGCCUUCCAGGUUGGGGCAUGCAAAGCAAGGGGAGGGGUGAAGAAAGAGACAGCACUUUAACCUUCCCUCUCUCCGUUUUAAUGUCUCAGUGUCCAUGGGCUGACUGCUUUGAAGAGAACUGGUUAGGGUAAGAUUGCAAGGUGGGCUGCAGCCACCCCAGCCCUCUUCUUCCUUAGCCCAGGGGAGUUUGAGCUUGGAGGCACUGAGGGCAAUACCAGUGCCCAGCCAAGAAUCCUCCAGAUUUGCAAAUAUGUUUGUACCAUUAAAACAAAUUAAACCAGAAAUCUGGCCAGCCAUGGUCCGUGCUUCUCCUCUGAUGGGGGAAUUGAAAUCUUUUGCUUGAUUUCACCAGCAAUAACAGCCUGCACCUGAUUGGCGUUGGUCUCGCCCUGCAGUUGCAGCAUCACUGGACACAUCUGGGGGCUGGCAGGCACCUUGAGCUGGAAUUUUUGGGCUCCCCUGAUUUAAGACAGUCAAAACGGGUUGAAGACAGGAAGGUGCCUUUGGGUGCACUCAGCAGCGAGAAGCUACAGCCUUUACCUCUAGAGCAAAUGUCUCCUUUUCUCUCUUUUUGUUUUCCUUUCAAUUCUUUCUUUCUCUUUUGUUCUUCCCAAGGCCAAGAGGUGUCUCCAGCCGCCUCAGUGUAAACAGUCAGGUGCUCAACUUUUCUAACUCUUGUUGGAAACACUUGUCCAGCUCCCCUCUGUUCUCAGCUAUCUUGGAGUCCCUCCAGCCCACAGAGGGAAAGCAGACCUUCCUGCAGCAGUGCCAAAAAAUAUAUCACAGUAACGAUACAGGCCCACACAACCCCUCAUCUUACCUCCUCUCCCCAAAAACACUGGCUGACAGUUGAUUUUUAUACCGAAUUGUUUGCAAAACUCUUGACACGUGCCUGUAUCUUGAAUGUUGCUGCAGGCAUUACUGGGCACUCCUGCUUCAACGUGCUUUGGUGGCUCAGAAUUCAGAUGUAAUCAGCUUUGGUCUUCCUUAAAGGGUCAGGGGAACUCUAGAAAUGUUUUUUUCUACUAGCUACAUACAAUUAUGUAUGUGUGAGUGUGUGUGGCGGGAGGGGAGUGUGAGUGUUUGUGUGUGUGUAUAGAUUUUUAUAUAUAUAUCUAUAUAUACACACAUGCUUUUAUAUAUAUGUAGUGUACAGUCAUACACAUACGUAGCCUAUUUAUGCACAUGUGUAAGCAGCACACACACACACACACAUAUUUAUAUAUAUAUAUAUAUAUAUCCUAGUUUUAAAAUACAUGUCUGUUUUGACCCUCCUGUAGGACUGAUUGGCAGGAGAUAAUUAUAACACGUAGAUCCUGCUUUUCCAAAAUAUGUACACGCUCAUCUUGAAAGAGAAUCAGAUUGAUGGAAUUGAAGCAGACUCACAGAUCCUCUCAUAGUUUCAGAGGUAUGAGUUCCUAGAGGAAGACUCACAAUAUCCUUUUAAGUAUUCUGUUUGUUUUAACAACCUUUUUCCCCAUAUACUAGAGGGCCCCCUAGAACGAACAUCUCGAGAGGUUGGGAGCUAAGCUGUUUGGGUCUGGGGAAUCUAAUACAAGCAAGUGGGAAAGGUCUUCAGCCCAGCGAUGCCAAGCCCUCAUGGAUGACUGUCCUGUGACUGCUGCAUAGGUACUUGAAUCUCAACAACCCCUGUGGACACUCAGACAAAUGGAGGGGCACAGAAACACCCUGAGGGCUGUCUCUGGUAGCCGUGCGUUCCAUCCACCAGUCCGGUGAACAUCCUUUGUUCAGUUGGGUUCCUUUGCUUGAAUUUUCACGGGGGUCUUGUUUGAUUUUCCAGUUCUUAGUGGUGCAGUAGCCAAUAUUGAGUUACUCCGACUGGACCCCAGUCAACACUAGGCUUGUCUCAGUAGGUGGAACUAUAUUAAUUAUUAUUGUUAUUUUUUGUUUUAUU
This is a messenger RNA of Tympanuchus pallidicinctus (lesser prairie-chicken), 6952 nucleotides long. It is a transcript of the gene HCN4, whose product is annotated as hyperpolarization activated cyclic nucleotide gated potassium channel 4. The record is from RefSeq and is a predicted model, not a curated record. The transcript is spliced from 8 exons. Gene Ontology annotation, biological process: transmembrane transport; potassium ion transport. NCBI's taxonomy places the organism in Eukaryota, Metazoa, Chordata, Aves, Galliformes, Phasianidae. Gene Ontology annotation, molecular function: voltage-gated potassium channel activity. Gene Ontology annotation, cellular component: membrane. The coding region runs from base 594 to 4217 and encodes 1207 amino acids.